AGCAAAAAUCAGCAUAUGGGAAUUCAAUGGAAUUCAGCGCUUCGAUUUGAACCGGCAAUGUUAGAUUUUGGUGAACAUGCGGUGGGCAUGCCAGAAAUAAGAACAGUUAGGGUAUUUAACCCACAUCAUGAAAACAUGUUGCGAAUGCUUUCCAUCUCAGGAACAACACCACACUUUCAUUGUUCAUUUUUUCAAGAAAAGGUUUUACCACCAGAUGGGAAUACUACGUUUGAUGUAGUCUUUUUAGCCAGAUUGCCUGGAAAUGUAGAAAACACAAUUUUUAUUCGCACAAGUGCUGGUACAACACCGUAUCAGGUGUUUGGCACAGGUGUACCCAAUCCAUAUCGAUUGCGUCCGUUCUUGGGCGCAAGAGUCCCUCUCAACAGCAGCUUUUCACCUUUAAUAAAAAUGCACAACCCUUUUAGCUCAGGUCUCAUGGUUACGGAAAUGUACAGUAGCGGAGGAGACUUGCAUCUUGAGUUACCAUCAGGUUCACAGGAAGCACCCAGAAAUCAGUGGGAGAUAGCACCAUACCAGACAAAGUCUGUGAUGAGGGCUAGUUUUGUGGGUCGGACCGAAAACAACCAUACGGCAUUCAUCCGUAUCAGGACCAACCGUACAACACAUAAACAAGGCCCUCUAGAGGCAGAAGAGGGAGAGUUUCUCAUGCUACCUGUAGAAGUUGAAGUUUCAUCAGUUCCUGGUAUUUAUUCUUCUCUGGAAAUGAUGGACUUUGGAACUCUACGCACCCAAGAUGAACCGAAAACCAUUCCCCUCUAUUUACUAAAUACGGGUCCAAAAGUCGUGCAUAUAUCUUCUGUAUCGUUAGUUAGAGCAAACCAGGCUAUUUCAAUAGAUUUCAGUCCAUUGGGGUUGCGGCCAUCAGACACACACAUCAGGGUUGCCAAUGUGACCUUUCACCCUAGAAGAGCCAAUCAUACGAGACUGUGGUCAGGAAAGAUUAUUAUCAAGACAAAGGAAAAAGGCUUUAAACUUCUGAUUCCAUAUCAAGCACAUGUACUGCAAGGGAUUCUUAGAUACAGUAGGAACAACACCUUGUUUUAUCUGUCAGAUCCACCUCCAAAAGAUACAGCAGAGAGAAACUUAUCACUCACAAAUCUAUUCAACUUCUCAAUAGUUCUACAUAGUAUGAAACUAGUGGAUGAUGCUAAAGAGGUUUUUAGUGUGAUGAAUGUCAGUUUACCAGUAUCCAUAACACCGCAAGAAACCUAUAGUGAUUUGGUGUUACGCUUCAAUCCAGCAAACGCAUCUCAACCUGUGUCUGCUACACUGAAACUUAACACCAAUGCUUCAGUGUUUACGGUUCCUAUCUAUGCUUAUACAGGCAAGUUAAAAUUUGCUGUAAGCUCUGAUAAGGACAAGGUUGACUUUGGGACGAUGAGUGUAACAGAUACAAGGACGACAACAAUAGAAGUAGUCAACAAUAAUCCAGUAGAGGUUCCAUUAGAGAUGUUUUCCUGUACGUUAGAGAAGUGUUUUAUGUUACUGAGGAGUAUUGAAAGAUUAGAUGAUAGCAACAUGGAUGGAAGUGAAGAUACAGUCAUACCCUCACCCAAAGCUGUUGUUAUUCCAGCAUGUCAUGUAGCAAACUUUGUUGUGACGGUGACUGCACCAUUGACUGAAGGUCAGUUUGUUGGUGAGGUCAUCUUCAAGACGGCGUAUGAAGAGAAAAGAAUCAUGGCCACCUUGAAGACUGUUGAAGGAUACCUUAGCGUACGACCAGAUUACAUCACUAUGAAACCAUCAUUCCCGGGUUACACUCAGUCUCAGAGUAUCACAGUAUCUAAUAGCUUCAGUCACAGGCUUAGAAUAGAGAGUAUAGCACCAGACCCUCCGGAUGAUAGGUUCUACUACAAGCCACCUGUCAAAGUAGCCAGCGUUGAAGUAGAUGCACACAAGAAACAAAAGAUUGGGAGAAUAGUAUUUGAUUCUAGGAAGCAGUGUGCUACAGACUGUUAUGUAGGAUUACCACCAAACUCACAACAAUCUGAGAUGUGGUUAUCAUCGCUUGCUUUACCUGAAGAAACUCAGGACAUCGACAAGCUUUCUUACAACUAUCUACGUAAUAAAUGGUACAAGAUGGUAGAAUCAGGGCAAACUAGUGUAAACACCACAAUGUAUCUGAAUAGCAACUUAGUGAAGCAGAUACCUAUUACAGUACAAGCAGAAUUAGAGUGGCCAACGCUAGCAGAUAAACAAGAAGCUAGGUUUCCUCUCACCUACAUUGGCAAUACUUCGAUUGCUGAGGUUACCUUGUUGAAUCCUACAGACAGACUGGUAGUAGCUCAAUUACUUCCCAUCUCAGCUUAUCAAGACCCUGGAGGAGCAUUAGAUCUACUUACAGAAAGUGAGCAAAUGGAUCCAGAGUUCAUAGAAAUAGAUGAUCCUGGAGUGUUCUUUUUAGCUGAUGUUAAAGAUAAGUCAUCACCGGGAAAAUGCCUGAAAUCUCAUCGUGAAUCAGUAGAGAAUAUGAUAGGAGUAAAGACAAGCAAUGAUGCUCUCCUUGUUGGUAUCAAACCGAGACAGAAUGUUACAGUUCAACUUGGGUUUAGACCAACAGAUACAAGAGAAAGAUAUUCACUCAUCUUAAUCAGGAACAACCUGACAGUGUUAGAUGCAGUGGUAGUACAAGGUCAAGGAGGGUCAGGAGAGCUUAGACUCAAUAACAAACGACCUGGUGUCAACAGCAAUCUACUCUUUGAACUUAAAAGUAGCCAUCUCGUCGACUGCAAUAAAACAUCACCCAAAGCAAGGAGUCCACCCAACUUCACAGUGAAGAGAACAUUUAACAUGAAGAACACUGGACAGUUACCAUUAUCCAUAGAUACCUUCCUCAUCAACGGUAGACUGUGUGAGGGAUAUGGGUUCAGAGUGUUACAAUGUAGACCGGUAGAGAUACUACCAAAUGAAACAAGGCGAUUGGAUAUAGCGUUCACUCCUGACUUCACUCUAAACCGAGUGACCCGCGAGCUAGAGGUGGUGGCCUUCACUGGUGAGACGCUAUCCUUCACACUCAUAGCCACUCUACCACCAAACAUGUUAGCUCCAUGCACAGCUGCCUUACCACGACCUCAUUGGGAAAUCCCCCUCCAUCUCUUAUCAGUGUGUCUAAUGGCUCUUCUAUUCCUGGUCAUAGUAGCAGUGUCCUAUCUUGAGAUGGUUAGGUACCUGGAACCUAGCGUGACCACCAAAGCUAAACUCUCCGAGGCUGAUCAAGAUGAGAUUGAUUCUAUUAAACCGUUUGAUCUGAGGAAUAUUGCAGGAUUGAAACCUCUCCCGCGGGAUAGAGGAGGGUCUGUUGGUUUGCAAGGAAAUGGUGGUGGAGGAGGAGGUGGAGGGGGUGCAAAUACAACAGCAACAAACAAAACAAAAUCAAGAGCAACGAGUCUACUGUCUUCGUUAGGUGAAAAACUGAACAUAUUUUCCGGGAGCAGAUCGGGAUCAAAGUCUCGUUCUGCUUCUAAUUCGGUAGCCAACAAUACACGGCAGGCAGAGAGUCGGGGCUCUAUUGACCGGGAAAAAAUCCAAGUCAACAAUUUAAGCAGUACUACGGCCUCGUCGGCUCCAAAAGUUAUAAACAGAGCGUCCUCUGGUCAACCAGCAUACUCGCUGCAAGAUCGCAAGGGUUCUCGGAGCAAGAGAGGUAUCCUACCUGAUUAUGAAAAUAACUUAGAAUCAGCGUCAGGAGGUAAAAAUAGUGAUUAUAGCAAUGGUAGAGUCUUAUCUAGCGAAAUGAUAGAUGAGAAUCACGUGAACCAUGCAGGAGAUUACGAAUCAUCUUACCAACUACAUAACUCAAGAAUGAGAGGGAAGGUUGGAGGAAGAGGUGAUGAUACGGAAAGACAAGAUGUUAAAGACGACGAUAUUUCAUCAACGACAACAGAAGAAUCUAAUGCAGAGUCAGAAUAUUCAGAAAGAAGCAGCAAACAAUAUGUAGAUGACGAUGCUAGCCUUAGUGAAUCAGGAGUGUCUAAUAUCCCUGCUGACGAUCUUGAGGCUGAAGGUCAACGUUUAGCUGCUCAAAGAUUCAAGAACGUCAAAUCAAAGGGGAAAACCCGCAAGGGAUCUUCUAAGGGCAACUCCAAAUCAAAUUUUCAUGGGGAUGUCUGCCGACCAAGCACACUUGAACUACCUUACACAACAGCUUUGGAGGCAGGGCGUCGGCAAGAUAACUUUGACAAAGAGCCAACCUCGCCGCACUCCAUUGCAGCAAAGGUCGCAGCCAAAGCAACCAAGAAAACUAUUAAGGUUCCAAAGACCUCCAAGCCAAUGGACAGUGACGCAACGAGUACUACAAGCAGCGAGCCUGACAAAGACUCACCCUUACCUCUGUGGGAUCAAGCUAAACCUAUCCCAUCAGGUCCUGAUCAUCAACGCCCAACAGCCCAGACGCAGCAACCGAUCGGGUCAUCAUCACGUCCUAACUCUGCUGGUGCUGGUCUGAUUGCUAGACCUACCAGCUACAGCAGUGCAGUGUCUGGUGCAGCUCAGGGUGAAGGAUCUAAGGGAAGUAAGGGUAGCAGCAAGUCUAAACUCACCAAGCAACUAUCAGCACCAGAGGAGAAGUCUGCUUUCAGUACUGUCAAUGAUAAGAAGAAUACUCAUCCAGGAACCAUCGGAACGAAACAGAGUAAGAGCAGCAAGCCACGUUCUGCUGGAGCCACUGUCAAACAACCACCAUCAUGGUCACAGACUGGACAGGUAGAAGCAAGUGGUAGCAGUUCGGACACCAGUUCAUCAGCUGGCCCUGCAAGUCCAAGUUUUUUUGGCUCUUCUGCUAACAAACUUGACCAGGGCUCAGGACUUGGUAAGAAGAACAAGAAGAUACCGACCUCAUCUCAGUUCAACUUUGUAGGAGAUGCAUUGGGUGCAGCAUCCAUGUGGGAUAACCCAACACCAUCUCCUCUAAGUGCACCACCUGGACUACCACCACCUACAUCAGGUCAAGGAUCAGGAGGUUUAGGUGACUGGUUGGGUUUUGGUGUAAGUCGUGCUCCUACUUCUAGUAGCAUGUGGGAAUCUAGUCCAUCAACAUCCAACACAGCCACCUGGUCUACCAAUACAUCUUCACCAGGAUUCUCUCAACAGAACUUCUACCAGUCUCCUGGGUUGUGGUCUAGUCCAAGCCCGUUGGGUGGAGGAGAGAAUACCUGGUCUGGAGGGAGUACAAGUCUCUUUGAUAACUCUAUCUGGAGUAGCUCAUCGGACAAUAACAGCUCCCUGCUUGAUACUAGUGGUCCACACAACGCAACUGACCCUGAGGCAACUCCACGAGCUUUUGACCCAUUUCGCAGCAGCAUCUGGGGUCCUUCCCAUGGUAGCGGAGGUCCCAACCCCUGGGCUAACCCAGAUAUGGAUAACAACAAAUAGAGAGAAAGAAAUCAUUCAACCAUCGUUUCAUCAUAGACAAGCAUUUCUCUCAUCUCAACUUGUGUUUUCACCCCCCCCCCCCCCCCCCCCGCACAAAAAAUUGUGAAGCAAGUACAUCUCAUAGUGUUUUAAAUUAUUGUACAGAGUUAGAUGAUUUAUCUUUUUAAUCUUAUUUAUUUGUAGUGAGGAGGUAAGGUGGUUGGAUGGGGUUAACAUGGGCCCUCUUUCAUUAAACUUAUCAAUGAUAAGUGCUCAAAACAUGCUCCUAGCCAAUGAAAGAGCACAAUUUGAGUAGCUUUUAACAUGUAAUUGAUUGUAAGUUUUAUGAAACAGGACUCUUGUUUUUGAUCAUUGAUUCUAUGCUACCAUUCGCGAUUAACACAAAGUAAAGAAUGGCUUUGAUAUACAUGAUAAUUUUAAACUUGGGCAAGAUAUAUAAUACCGAAUUACGGUACUAGUAUUAGAUAAUGUAAAAAAAUGGCGGUGACAGCAGUUUGUGAAGUAAAUUUGUAAUGAAAACUCAGUACUCUGAUAACUGGUUUUAAUCACUUUAUCACUUUUUCAAUUGAUGCAUAACAUUGUAUACAUGGUAAAUGACAACGUACAGAUCAAGCAUCCUAAUUUUACACUCGAGAAUUGGCGAUAUGAUUCUAAUAAAUGAAUUAAGGAAUAACAAAAUAGCAAGAACAACAUGAAUAAUUCAGUGUUAAUAUAUUUAUUAACCCUAAAAGAGCCAGGGGCAGAUCGAAUCCCCCCCCCCACAGUUUUGACAAAAAUAGGCAUGUACAUCAACCUUUUUGACAGUUACCUUGAAAACCUUUAAAAUCAGACAUUCAUUCAUAUAGAAAUUGCAUAGUUUUAUAGUUAUAGUCCAAUGUUGCAUACCUUCAGAAAUUCAUGCCUGAGAAUUUGGUUUUAAAGCAUUAAGGACUGAGAGCUGUUGUAAUGAAACAGUGUUCACUCUUUGUACGGCAAAGAUAUCAUGUGAAACAUCAGGACCCCCACCCCCCUUGGCUUAUUAGGGUUGAAUAUAAAUAUAUACACAUAAUAAGAAUUUAAUUCAAACAUCCAAUAUGAGUAAAUAGUACAUACAACUUUGCAAAUAAAAAAUUACCGCUGUAACCAAAAAACAACUUUAUAAGUAUAAACAUGAAUCUUUUAGAUAUGGAUGGAAAGGAAUAUUAAUGCAUAAUUGGAACAAUGAUUAUCUGGAGAGGAAGUGAACACCAAUAUUUGAGUUAUUUGUGCUAACAAAUCUUACUGUUUAUUUAAUAUGCCAAUAUGUGGACUAUAAGGAAAUAGAAGAGACUAAUUCGUAAGUUAUAUAUAUUGCUUUUUGUAAAAUGCAAGAUUAUUAAUUGGAAACAUGCAGUACCUAUGUGUGUUUUAAGUUCUGUUAUGCUAGAUAAUUAUAAGCACUAUUCAGUGUUUAACGUACAAGUCUUUUCUUCGAUGUAUUUAUUGGAUUUCAUCUGACUGGAAUCAUACCAAACUAUAUUUCAGAUUAUUUUCCAUUUCUUUGAAGUAUUCCAAGUAAAUUUCCAUGACAAUGAUUACUAAUGGAGAUCCUUUUCAAUCUAAAUUAGAUUGUCAUAUUCACAUAUAUCUUUAUAUUGAAAGACAUUUGAUUAUUUAAAAAGUGCAGUUGUUUAUACUAUCCCUAUUGUGCUAUGGCGAAAGAUCAAGUAUUAUUUUUUUCUAUUUUAAAGAUGAAACCUGAAUGGAUAAGAAGAAAAUACGGACAAUUUCGAGAAAUUUCACAAUUUAGUGAUACACAUGUGUAAUUAAUUAGCAUUAUAAAUGCUUCUGUUUGUUUGAUAUUAUUAUCAAGGACUUGUUUUAUUGUAGUCCCUUUUUAUUUGCAUACAAUAUUUACAAAAGGCAUGAGAAUAUUUUCCCAAGCAUACAUGGUAAUAUAAUAUGAAAAUAAAUUUGUUCUUGGAUGCACUUAAAUAGGGACACAAAUGCAGACUUUUUGUACCCAAGAAGCUUAAUUAAAGCACCCCGAGUCUUUUUGUUUGUUGUUGGUUAUUAUUGUUGCGUAGAAUAUAUAAUAUCCCAAGUUUACACAAUUUUCAAAAAUAUGCUUCUUUUUUUUUAGUUUAGUUUAAAUUGCAUUGCCCAAGGCAAAAUAUUACGCUGUGAUGAAAUGUUUAAUAUUUCAAAGAAAUCCAUUUAUUUUUCAGUGAUCCUCUUAUUUAUAUUUUUGUUUUUUGUAAAAGAAGGUUUGGAAAUAAGAGAAUAUACAUAUGCUGUGACCAGAAUGGAUUUAUCAAAUGAUGAUCAACAUCUAAAAGGCUGAUAAACUUAAGUUUCAUUUUAUUUUAUUCAGUAUUUAUUUGCAUAUCCCCUAAUUAUGCUGUCAUGGGUUAUUGAUGUAUAGUUCAAACAGAUAUCAACCUUAAACAUAUUUAGAUGGUAGAUGUUUAAGAUUUGAAGAAAACUUUGUUUAAACAUGGUGUAAGAGCUUAUUGGACAUGACAAUAAGUAAUAACGUUUGACUGGUGCAAUUCUGAGGAUAAGAAAGCCUUUGUUAAACAAGCGACUAAUUAUGGUCAAAAGGCUUGUUAUAUUUGGUCCAUAUUUGUAUGUACUUGCUGAAAUUUUUAUUUUUUAUUUAAAUUUGAUAACUGUUAUUACUUGCUUUGAGAUGUAUUUGCUUCCUGCACUGUUCCAUAAUGCUUGUUCUAUGAUGACCGAGGUUGAAGAUGAUGAGGGUGAAGCAAUUUUCAUGUGAUGUUAUUGCUUUUAGAAGGUUUUUGAGUUAUGGCCAUGAUGUACCCAAAAUCUAGCCUGUGUUUAGUGUUUGUUUGUAUACUAAGGAGCAUUAAUCGGCUUAAAGAAGCAUGAGGGAGAAUCAUCAAGAGAAGUGUGUAUUAACCUAAUCCAUCUCUAUGAGACGGAUGUAGACGUAGCCAAAAUUGAUAUGACAGAUAAUGUUUGUGACAUCGGAUGGAGAAGAAUGACACUUUUUUGUAAUUUUAGCACUUGAAGUAGUUUGGAUUCUCUAAACGAAAGACUUUUAAUCUUCCUGCUCUAAAAGUUUCCUCUAUAAAGUAAGGUUCGUAAUCGUGUAUAUGACAAAUGAGGAAGCGGGGUAUUUUUUGCUGUGUAUUUAAAAAGUCAAAAGUUGGUGGACUCUGCCUCUAUUUUCAUGCUGACUCUGAGCAGUUCCCCCCAUGAAUGAAUGGGAGAGGGAAUCUCUUAACUCUGCAGUCUUGAAUUUGAAUACUUGAUGUAAAAAGAACAUCAUCCUAUUCAUCUAUUCGGGAAGGUUUCAAAUAUUGUAUCCUAUGCAAACUAGCUUUGCCAAGUCAAAGUAAUCACUUCAAAUACGUUCAACAUCAGGUGGAAAAAAAAAACGAUUGAAAUGAUUAUAAAGAAUCUUUUGCUGUCAACGAAAAGAAAAAGAAGCUAUGUGAGGUAUCUAAGUACCUGGUUGGUGGGCUUACGACUUGUGAAGGUUAUUUCAAAGUCGUUUCCCAUGAGUGAGUUUUUAAGCAUCUCUGUUAUUGAAAAACGAGAUCUCUUUCUAUCUUUAUCUCUCGUUCAAUAAAACUA
Lytechinus pictus (painted urchin) is the source of this 8952-nucleotide messenger RNA. Its product is annotated as transmembrane protein 131-like. The record is from RefSeq and is a predicted model, not a curated record. The coding region runs from base 16 to 5391 and encodes 1791 amino acids. NCBI's taxonomy places the organism in Eukaryota, Metazoa, Echinodermata, Echinoidea, Temnopleuroida, Toxopneustidae. The transcript is spliced from 33 exons. Gene Ontology annotation, cellular component: membrane.